AUGUCCAAUAAUACAACCUCUUUAGAUACAUCAUCUGAUACACCUCAGCUAUUUAAUAAUGACUGUGUUCUACCUGAAAACUGGACCACGGCACCAUUUGCUUACGGGGAAGUUGACAUGUACUAUUUGUCUGUGAAAUAUCAAAUAUGUAUAGCGCUUUCUGACAAGACUGUUAAUUUAAAAACUCUUGGGGCUGUAGAACCAGUACAUAUAUAUUACAACUACGUCAGUGUAAUUGAUCAGCAUGACACAAGAAAACCAUUCAGAAAAUACCGGAAAGAACUUGGAGACGUGUUUACUUUGUAUUUCGGUGGAAGGCUGACAAUUGUUGUGUCGGGAUUUGAGACGUUAAAAGAAGCCUUUCUUAAAAAUGGAGACUUGUUCGCCGACAGACCAAGCCUUUAUAUGUCCGACAUUGCUACGAGAAAACGAGUGGAAGAGUUAUGGGGAAUGAUUUCAGACUUGUUUGUUGCUGGUUCACAUACAACAGCUGCAGCAAUAAGAUGGGCAAUAAUUUGUCUCGUGCAGUUUCCCGAAAUACAAGAGAAAGUACAUAAUAACAUAUCUUCUAGCUUAGGAGAUCAGAAACUGCCAUCUACCGUGGACAAAACAUCACUGGGAUACCUUGAAGCUUUCUAUUUAGAAAGACUUAGGUAA
Molecule: messenger RNA, 657 nt
Organism: Mercenaria mercenaria
Lineage: Eukaryota; Metazoa; Mollusca; Bivalvia; Venerida; Veneridae
Product: cytochrome P450 1A1-like
Exons: 4
Coding region: 1-657 (218 amino acids)
Biological process (GO): xenobiotic metabolic process
Cellular component (GO): intracellular membrane-bounded organelle; cytoplasm
Molecular function (GO): heme binding; oxidoreductase activity, acting on paired donors, with incorporation or reduction of molecular oxygen, reduced flavin or flavoprotein as one donor, and incorporation of one atom of oxygen; iron ion binding
Source: RefSeq, a predicted model, not a curated record